Fonsecaea multimorphosa CBS 102226 is the source of this 1530-nucleotide messenger RNA. RefSeq lists its product as uncharacterized. The record is from RefSeq and is a predicted model, not a curated record. Lineage: Eukaryota; Fungi; Ascomycota; Eurotiomycetes; Chaetothyriales; Herpotrichiellaceae. The transcript has a single exon. The annotation marks the transcript as partial.
UGCGAUCAACUCAGACCCUGGUGCACGCAGUGUCGAAACGCUGCCAGGGUUUGCCCUGGUUAUCGAAACGAACUAGAUCUCGUUUUCCGUAACGAGAACGAAAGGAUCAAGGAAAAGUACAAAGUGAAAAGGGAAAGCAUAGGUCCUGGCGAACCGGCAACCGCCGGUCGAGCCAGAUCUACUCCGGCAUUAUCUACCUCGAACUCAGACUACCUGAAACAGCCACUCCGCGACCUUGCAACCCAGUUCUUUCUCGCGAAAUACGUGCGCGGGGGAAAUUUUGAUUGGCUUCCCGUUUUGUACACAACGAGCCAGAGCUCACCGGUUCUGGUUCCAAUGUGUCAAGCCGUGUCCCUGGCCAGUCUAUCCAAUGACAUGCAACGACCCGACAUCAUGGUCGAUGCUAGGCACCACUACUCAAUCGCCAUUAAGCACAUCAACCUAGCAUUACAAUCCAAGGAACGUCUUCUCCACGAUGAUACCCUGGCCGCCAUUCUGCUCCUGGCUCAGUUUGAAACCUUUUCCGCCGACAAAAGCACCCAGUCGAAUUCCUGGGGAAGCCAUAUACACGGAGCCUUGACAUUGCUUGGGCUUCGCCCCCGGCAACAGUUUGAAAGCCCAGUAGGCAUGAAGCUCUUCCGGCAUAUCAGCAGCAGCAUAUACGUCGAUGCCAUACAACACAGACGCCGAUUACCUCCUCAAUUCCUCGAUCUGCGCGCAGUGGCUGCCCCCUUCCAACCGCGUAGUGAUCCUCUUGUCCGCUUGGCCGAGAUCAUGAAUGACUUCAUUGACCUGCGGGCUACGAUAGCCGAGCGUGGAGGCACAACUUCGGCUUCAGCGAAUGCAUGGAGCUGGAUCGAGCGCGCUCAGGCUAUUGAGCAGCAGGAGUGUGCCUUCUUGGCAGAUCUACCACCUACUUGGCGGUUCAAAGUCGUGACUCGCGGGGCACCAAAAACUUGUUUCAGCGACGAACAUCAUUCCAGCUACAAUAACGUCGACCACAUCUAUCACGGCACGUAUCACCUUUAUGGAGAUCCUCGUAUUUUGCAGGCUUGGAAUAUUGUUCGUAUGACUCGCUUGGUUUUGAACGAGAUCGUAUACAAGUGUAUCUGCGCAAUGAAAGGUCUGAGCCGCAGGAGCAAUCCGGUCUCAAGCUGGGAUAGUAGACCAUUCUUCGACUGGGCAGGGCUUGAACUAGAGUCAGCCAACGUCGUCAAUGAGCUCGCUUCCGACAUUUGCUAUAGCGUGCCCCAGUUUGUGCAAAUGCCGCCUUCUGGGUCAGCUGCAACUUCUUCUCAAUACUCUCCCGUCAGCACAAAUUCGGACAACACAACGAGUCUUGCAGCCUGCUACUUCCUUAUCUGGCCGCUUUACGUUGCAGCAAGCUCACCGGUCGUCUCCGCCUCUACUGACGACGUGAGGCGUUACGCAAUCGACCGUCUUCGGUACAUGGAGGCGCGGAUGAAGAUCCCACAAGCGGGAAUAGUCGCACAAAAGCUCGAGCAGGGAGAUCUGCGUGAAGAUUGGUAA